AACUCACACUUUAAUGCUCUAGAAAUUUUGGGGUAUUACAAAUCAAGACCAUGAAACCAAUUAGAAGUCCUAACCUUUUCACUGCACUCCGUUCUUGGUAUCUCAUCUCUAUUGCUGCUGCCUAUGAGGCACAGAAGGAUGGCACAUCUUCAUCAUUUACAUUUGACGACAAGGGCAAGGAUAAAGACGAUAGUUUAUACGUCAAGAGUCUGAAUUUUACUUCCAAGAGUGAAACGACGUCUUUCGUGACCAUGUCAAUGUCUUUCAUGACAUGGUCGAUUGUGGGGAAGAGAUUCUAUAAGAAAGUGACCACCAGAGAGUCGAAUGAUGAGGUUGGAUGGUUGGUGAUGCUUGAUUACCGAAUGCUAAAGACACCCUUUAAGAGGCUCCUCAAGUUGCCCACUUUGGCCCUGGCUAAGGCCAUUGCUGUUGAAUGGGAAUAUUAGGUGUCUUCAAAUCUAGUCUUCAUGGGUGUGUUGAAUGCAGUUUUUCUAAAAUCCAGAUUUGGGUUUAAGAAAGGAAGAAGGGGGGU
Molecule: messenger RNA, 532 nt
Organism: Rubroshorea leprosula
Lineage: Eukaryota; Viridiplantae; Streptophyta; Magnoliopsida; Malvales; Dipterocarpaceae
Source: the annotation of a GenBank genome assembly